This is a messenger RNA of Medicago truncatula (barrel medic), 1109 nucleotides long. RefSeq lists its product as uncharacterized. The transcript has a single exon. The coding region runs from base 210 to 794 and encodes 194 amino acids. The record is from RefSeq and is a predicted model, not a curated record. Lineage: Eukaryota; Viridiplantae; Streptophyta; Magnoliopsida; Fabales; Fabaceae.
AACUUCAAAUUAUCCUCUUCUCUUCUUUCAUCUUCUCAUUUCAUUUUCUUUUCUGCACUUCCAUACCCAUUUCUCAAAAUUAAUAAAAAUAAUAAUAUUUCCUCGUGAAUAGGGGAAAAACAUUAUUAAAAUUUCAAUUCUCAAUUCCAAAAAUUAGGGUUAGGUUUUUCAUUUUCUUCCCCAUAAAAAGAAACAAGAAUCAUUCCUUUAUGAUUCUUUCUUCAAUCCAAAACCAAAAUUUAUUCGUGAUAUUAAUCUUGUUGGUGGUUCAAUCCUCUGUGGCGUUAAAAAUGAAGAUUCACCCUGUUCCUCGAAAACGCAACAUCACAAUCCAAUUCGGAACCGACGCCGGUAACCCUUCAUCGGAGGCACAGACUCUGUUAGGAAUCUCCGGGAAGAAAUUACGCCGUCUACCUCAUGUUUUCAGCCGCGUGUUGGAGCUUCCGUUUCGAUCAGACGCUGAUGUAGCGGUGGAGGAAGCGGCUGAUUGUUUCCGUUUUGUGGCGGAGACGGAGGGGAUUGGGGAAGUGAGGGCGCAUACGGUGGAGAUCCAUCCCGGUGUGACGAAGAUUGUUGUUAGAGAUGGGGAGUCUUUGGAAUUGUCGCUUGAUCAGUUAGAGCUUGAUAUGUGGAGGUUUAGGUUGCCGGAUUCGACGUUACCGGAGCUUGCUAGUGCGGUGUUUGUGGAUGGGGAGUUGAUUGUUACAGUGCCGAAAGGGCAUGAGGUGCAGAAUGUUGAAGGUGGUGGAGGUAUGGGUGGUGGUGGUGGUGGUAGACUUGUGCUUGUACAGUGAUUGUGAAUGUGAUGAUCAAUGGUGAUGAUGGUGAAAAUUCUUUUGUUUAACACCUUAAAAAAUGUGACCUUUAUUAGUAGUAUAUGUGGGUUAGAUUUCUCAGGUUGUUGUUGUUGUUGUUGUUACUGUUGGUUAUGUAGCUAAUUUCUUUUGUAUGUGAAUUUCAACAUAAAUGUUGUUUCUUCAAUAAUGGGUUUGGUCCAUAUAUUGAUGGCAAUGUCUAUUUUCACAAUUAGUUUUACCUUGUUUCUAAAUGCAGGGUUUGUUUCAUUUCUUUUUCAUUCAAUUGAUCAAUCCUGGCAUGAUGCUUUUGAA